ACUUUUUAACCUCAAAUUCGCGCGUGUGAUUGCACAAGUCCAGGGCAGUUCCACGGUUACCCAACAUCUACUUCGCAAGGAAAGGGCGAUGAGCGAUGCCGAACUCCAGGAGGAGGAGAGAGAAGUAUUGCUCUCGAUAUAUGACGGCGAUUCUGCUUUUAAGCAGUUGACACCCACGACAUUUCAAUACAAGAUUGUUUAGAUAAUGACAAUAAUUGUUACGCAGUAUGGUGAGGAUAAUGAUAUGAAAUCAUUUCUACUGGAAAUAUCAUGGGGUGCGACAUAUCCUACAGAGAAACCAACUAUCAAUAUGGACACAUUUUACAAUAAACAUAUUGUGGAAGAGGUAAAGGACAAGGUAGUGAGUCUUAUAGAGGCAGAGGCUGAACAAUGGUUAGGUAGUGCUAUGACCUAUACGUUAUUUCAGUCUGUCCAAGAACAUUACGCAGAUUUAGUGUCUAUACAACCAGACUCAAUCGUCGAUAUAAAUUCGCAAACUAGUAGAUUGAAGAUUACAGAUGAGAAUCAACAGGUCGAGGAAACAAUAAAAAAGCCCAAAAAGGAACAUUUAAGUAAAGCACAAAAACGUAGACAAUGGAAUAAAGCAGAUGGCAAAGGUGAAAGACCACGUGGAUGGAACUGGGUGGAUAUAGUAAAACAUCUAUCACAGACUGGACCAAGAUCAGAACAGGAGUCUUAGUUUGAGUCAUCUACAUCAUUUUGUACAGUAAUAAAAGGCAUGUUAUAUUUU
Messenger RNA from Camponotus floridanus (Florida carpenter ant), 751 nucleotides. RefSeq names its product RWD domain-containing protein 4. Bases 206 to 700 code for a protein of 164 amino acids. The record is from RefSeq and is a predicted model, not a curated record. NCBI's taxonomy places the organism in Eukaryota, Metazoa, Arthropoda, Insecta, Hymenoptera, Formicidae. Gene Ontology annotation, molecular function: protein binding. The transcript is spliced from 4 exons.